Molecule: messenger RNA, 3472 nt
Organism: Chinchilla lanigera (long-tailed chinchilla)
Lineage: Eukaryota; Metazoa; Chordata; Mammalia; Rodentia; Chinchillidae
Gene: Phf19
Product: PHD finger protein 19
Biological process (GO): chromatin organization; regulation of DNA-templated transcription
Cellular component (GO): nucleus
Molecular function (GO): chromatin binding; DNA binding
Source: RefSeq, a predicted model, not a curated record
CGCCGCCGAUGCGCCUGGUGGCCGGACGCCAAGGGGGACCCGCGGACACGCAGCCUCGCGGGUCAGCGGAAGCUGAUGGAGAAUCGAGCUCUGGAUUCAGGGACUCGGGACUCCUAUGGUGCCACCAGCCACCUCCCCAACAAGGGGGCCUUGGCUAAGGCCAAGAACAACUUCAAAGACCUGAUGUCCAAGCUGACGGAGGGCCAGUAUGUACUGUGCCGGUGGACAGAUGGACUGUAUUACCUCGGGAAGAUCAAGAGGGUCAGCAGUUCUAAGCAAAGCUGCCUUGUGACUUUUGAAGAUAAUUCAAAAUACUGGGUCCUAUGGAAGGACAUACAGCAUGCUGGCGUUCCAGGGGAGGAACCCAAGUGUAACAUCUGCCUGGGGAAGACAUCAGGGCCGCUGAAUGAGAUCCUCAUCUGUGGGAAGUGUGGCCUGGGUUACCACCAGCAGUGCCACAUCCCCAUAGCAGGCAGUGCCGACCGGCCCCUGCUCACACCCUGGUUCUGCCGACGCUGCAUCUUCGCACUGGCUGUGCGGAAAGGCGGCGCGCUGAAGAAGGGUGCCAUAGCCAGGACACUGCAGGCCGUGAAGAUGGUGCUAUCCUACCAGCCUGAGGAGCUCGACUGGGAUUCGCCCCACCGCACCAACCAGCAGCAAUGCUACUGCUACUGCGGUGGACCCGGAGAAUGGUACCUGCGGAUGCUGCAAUGUUACCGGUGUAGACAGUGGUUCCAUGAGGCCUGCACACAGUGCCUCAAUGAGCCUAUGAUGUUUGGAGAUCGGUUCUACCUGUUCUUUUGCUCCGUGUGUAACCAGGGCCCAGAGUACAUCGAGAGGCUGCCCCUGCGAUGGGUGGAUGUGGUUCACCUGGCCCUCUACAACCUGGGGGUACAGAGCAAGAAGAAGUACUUUGACUUUGAGGAGAUUCUGGCCUUUGUGAACCACCACUGGGAGCUCCUGCAGCUUGGCAAGCUCACCAGCACCCCUGUGACAGAUCGAGGACCACAUCUCCUCAACGCUCUCAACAGCUACAAAAGCCGGUUUCUCUGCGGCAAGGAGAUCAAGAAGAAAAAAUGCAUUUUCCGCCUGCGCAUCCGCGUCCCACCCAACCCGCCGGGGAAGCUGCUGCCCGAUAAGGGCCUGGUACCAAGUGAGAAUGGUGCCGCCUCCUCCGAGCUGCGUAAGAGAGGAAAGAGCAAGCCUGGUUUGUUGCCUCACGAAUUCCAGCAGCAGAAAAGGCGAGUUUAUAGAAGAAAAAGAUCAAAGUUUUUGCUGGAAGAUGCUAUUCCCAGUAGUGACUUCACCUCAGCCUGGAGCACCAACCACCACCUGGCCAGCAUAUUCGACUUCACGCUGGAUGAAAUUCAGAGUUUAAAAAGUGCCAGCUCGGGCCAAACCUUCUUCUCAGAUGUGGACUCCACCGAUGCCGCCAGUACCUCCGGCUCCGCCUCCACCAGCCUCUCCUAUGACUCCAGACGGACAGUGGGCAGCCGCAAGAGGAAGCUGGCAGCCAAAGCGUACAUGCCCCUGCGGGCCAAGCGGCGGGCGGCCGAGCUGGGCGGACGCUGCCCCUCGGACAGCAGUGCCGAGGGGGCUUCAGGACCCGAGCGGCCAGAUGAAGGCAUCGACAGCCACACGUUUGAGAGCAUCAGUGAAGAUGACUCGUCUCUGUCCCACCUCAAGUCCUCGAUCACCAACUACUUUGGUGCAGCUGGGAGGUUGGCCUGUGGGGAGAAGUACCAGGUGUUGGCGCGGAGGGUCACGCCAGAGGGCAAGGUUCAGUACCUGGUGGAAUGGGAAGGGACCACCCCUUACUGACUGCCCGUUGGUGGGGGAUGCCAGGAGCCCUGAAAACCAAAGGAGGGACAGCAGAAGCCAUAGGCUCCCACUUUCCCCAGGCUGGGGCUGGGGCUGGGGAGGGAAGCAGGACAGAGCUGCAAGUGCCUGGCCAGAGGCCCCACAUACCUGCUCACCGGGCCGAGGCCGAAGCCUGCACUGCUGCUUUGCCGGUUGUUCUCUGGCUUCUCAAGGCUCAUCACCCUCGUGCCUGGGUCUGAGGUCCCGCUGGCUCUUUUCCAGCAUCCCUGUAACACUCCACACCCCUCAAACUCUUUAUUAGUUCCUCUGGAUUUGUGUCCCCUUGGUUCUGUGACCCUCUUCCUCCUCAGGCCCAAUCUUUUUGUCCCCGAGUCUCCGUUCCCGCACCUCUCACCCCUUUUGGGUGUGUCUGUGUGUUUACACAACCUCCACGUGCACAUCUGUCCCUCCACUGGAACCCUCACACCUGACCCCUGGGCAGCAGUCCUCCCGGGAACCCCAUUGUGAGAAUGGGAACCUGAGGGAGAAUGGCUGAAAGUGGAGCUUCUCUUCCACCCUUUCCUGCCACUUCCUCUUGCUCCUGGAAAAAGUGUGUUGUGUGUGUGUGUGUUGUGUGUGUGUGCGCAUGCGUGCCUCUGGGAAAACCCCUGUGGCACAGACACUGGGACGCAGGACCUGGGGAGUGCAAAGCUGUAUCUCUGCUGCAGAAGGCAUCAACAUCAGGCCUCAUCUCGAGGGAAACCAAAAGUGGGGGGGGGUGGACGCCACAUUUUUGCUGCUUCCAGAGAUAUUAGAAACUGACUUAUCUGAUUGGAAAGUGGAAAGAAGUGCCUUGACUGGGAGUGGGGCACAGGGGCACCAGACUGGCACCAGCCUUGCCAGCUGCUGCUGUGGCCUCCAGCUUGGCUGGGAUUUGCAGACCACCAGCUGGACAGCGAAGGAGUAGAAGAGCGAGUGCAGCAGCAGGACAGCAGGCCUGAGAAGCUUAUUUUUCCAUUACUAGCCCUGCCCCCUGCCCGCCUGUGAGCAUUCAGGAGAUCUCUGACAUAGGUUAGACAGCUCUGCCUUAAACCUCAGCUCCUCUAGUGCCUUUCAAAGGGACCUCACCUGGGCACAGCACGUUUACUUCUCUCCGCCUGCUUGGCACAGCCAGGCAGGGACAAGUAGGCACUGGGCCCAGAUCUCAGCCCCACAGCUGCUGCCACUGAGCCCCCGCAAAUGGGGCCAGGUGGAAGGGGAGCUGGGAAGCCAGCACCCAGCCCAGCAGGGGUGUGGGACCCGGGAUCCAAUCUGUGGCUUCCUGCUGGCCUCAGAGCACAGCAAGCUCACAGGCCUGCUUUCAGACUCCAGAGAAACCAGCAUGCGUGGGGCCUGUUUCAGCACCUUCCCUACUUUGGGCUCCAGAGAGACUCUGGGCCCAAAGGGAAGAGGUCGGAAGGGGUGCCCACUUGGGAAGACAGCACAAGGCCUAACAAGGUCACCUGACCCCCCACCCUAGCAUUUCAGUCAUACCAGAUAAUAGCUGCAUUACUGCCAACUGACCUUAAUAACCCUGUGCACCUUCUAAAAGAUCAUGGUUUUGAAUUGCUGCUUUUAAUAACAUUUGUUAUAUUAAAGUUAUAAUUAAUGUGUCCGGUUUACAAUGUAAAAA